Messenger RNA from Aureococcus anophagefferens, 3513 nucleotides. RefSeq lists its product as hypothetical. The transcript has a single exon. Lineage: Eukaryota; Pelagophyceae; Pelagomonadales; Pelagomonadaceae. The record is from RefSeq and is a predicted model, not a curated record. The coding region runs from base 1 to 3513 and encodes 1170 amino acids.
AUGACCUCGGUCGCUGCGCGGGCGGCGACGCAGGACGAGCUCGCCUUUCUCAGCGAGUUCCUGGAGCCGACGACCGGCGACGACAGCUCCGACGAGUCCGAUGCGGAGCUCGACUGCAGCGCGCCGGCGCCGCGCUCGCCGCCGCCAUCCCGCGGCGGCGGCGUCGCGAUGCGCCAGGUGACGCGCGCGGAGCUGCGCUACGUGCUCGACGACGCCGCGGCGCCGGAGCCGGAGCGCGCGUGGUCCGGAGAGGCCGAGGAGCUGUCGGACGACGACGACGGCGGCGGCGACGGUCCGGCACUCGCCGCGUCGUGCUGCCGCCUCGCGGCGCCGCGGCGCUGGCUCGCCGCCGUCGCGCUCGCGCUCGGCGUCAGCGCCGCGGCGCCUCCGGAGCCGCCGGUGGACGCGGCGCUCCUCGCGCGGCUCGAGGCGUCGACGACUGAGAGGAUCAACCUGACGCUCGGGGCCGGUGACUACGUCGCGUCGGGCGCGGCGGCGGCCGUGGACGCGUUCCUGGCGCCGCGCGUCGACUGGGCCGUCGAGCGCGAGCCCUGGGGCGGCCGCGGCGGGCCCCUCGUGCUCGCGCGCGCGCGCGCGGACACGGCCGCCGGGGCCGUCUACCGGGAUUUGGCGACGCUCUGGCGCGACGCGCAGUGGUCCGGGGGCUGCGGCCGCGCGCAGAGCCUCGGGGGCAACAACCCCUGGGGCCCCAUCGUCGACAUUUGGGCGCGGAACGCCUGGGCGGCCUGGAGCCGCGGCGCGACCUUCGUGCCGCCGUCGCUCCGGGGCUGGUACCUCGCGGCGCCGGCCGACGACGCCUUCUGCGCCGGCGCGGCCUCGCAGUGGGCCUGCCACUUCCUGCCGCUCUCGGCCUGCGACGAAAUCGCGGAAAGCGGAGAGGACGACGACGCGCGCUUCGUCCGCGUCUUCUCCCGCGGCAACGUCACGGUCUGCCGCGGCGGCUGCGACGACGCGGCGCUCCGGGCCGCGGGCCUCGCGGGGCCGCCGGACCCGCGGCUCGCGGCGAUCUUCGCCGCGGCCCGCGGCGCCGUCGACGGCGUCGCGCCCCACGACCUCGUCGGCGCCCUGCUCCAGCGGGGCGUCGCGCUGCGGCCGAGCUACCGCGUGCGGCAACUCGCGCGACCGCCGGCCGUCGAAGGACCCUGCGUCUUCGCGCAGAUCCGCCACGGAUCAAAGACGUCGCCCCAGUGGCUCGCGCGGCACAAGACGGCGUCGUUCUUCGUCGACCUCGCCGACUACGCGCGGGAGGCGCGCGCGCUCGCGCCGCCGGGGCAAGCGUUUACGCUCUUCGUGGCCACGGACGACGCGGACGCGCUCCGCGACGCGCCGCGCCUCGACGCCGAGGAUCUGCGCGUCGUCGCGGCGCCAUCGUCAUUCGGCGCCGAGUCGAGCGAGGCCUUUUGGACCGGCGGCCGCGCGACGUCGAUGCACCGGGGCCCCGCGGAAUUGGCGCGCAUCCUAGCGACCCUCGAGGCCGCGGCGGCGGCCUGCGGCGGCUUCGUGGGCAACUGCGCUUCCGUCUUCGUGCGCCGCGUCGACGCGGCGCUCCUCGCGCUGCGUCUGGCGCCGUACCGGAGCUUUUCCUUCGGCCCCCGGAGCUGCCUCCUCGACAAGGCGACGGACGCGGCGCUCGGGCGGACCUGCGUCUCGUCGUGCCGCAACGCCACGGCUUGCGCGCUGGCCGGGCCCGGCCCGCGCGCGUGCGCGCCGGCGCCGGCGCCCCUGGCCGGGCCGGGGCGCUUCAAUGCCAGGGCGGCGGCGCUCGGGCUCGACGUCGCGGCGCGGCGCCUCUCCGACGCGCCCCGCGUCGGCCGCGGCCACUCGACGAACCCGAAGGAGCGGCGGAAGCGGAGCCACGAGAAGGCGCUGCCGCCUCCGCCGCCCUGGCUCGACCCGCGCGCCGUCGCCGGGCCGCUCUUCUCGCCGCUCAACGCCACGGAGGUCUGCGCGGUCAAGGAGGUGCGGAAGCGUCCGGGCCUCCCCGGCUGCGAAAAGGGCGGGCCGUUCUCGGCGUACCCGCGGGCCUUUGUCGCGCCGGGCGACGCCUACGGCGCGCGGCCCGUCGUCGGCGACGACCGCUGGCUCGCGCGCGCGCUCUCCGAGGCGCGGCGGAACGCGUCGCGCGUCUUCCGCGUGCUCGUCGUCGGCGGGUCGCCCGCGGCCGGCGAGGGCUGCGUCGACGCGCCCGUCGUCUCGCCGCGCUACGCCUACGCGAAAGCGCCCAAGACGCACGGGUCGAGCUCCGAGUGCUCCUGGGCGUCGCGCCUCGCGCGCUACCUCGAAGCGUUGCUGUUGCCCCGGGGGAACUUCAGAAUCGCCAACGUCGCGCGCGGCGGCGCGUCGAGCGCCUACUUCCUCGCCGGCGCCGACGCGCUGUUCCGGCGGCCGGCGGACCUGCUCCCGAAAGGGACCUCAACACCGCCGCUCGCCGACGACGUCGAUUUGGUGUUGCUGGCGUUCACGGCCAACGACUUCGCCCUGGGCUGCGCCGAGCCGGCGACGUGCUUCGGCGCGCCGGCCGCGCGGGGGCUGGGCGCCUACUUCCGCCGGGGCCGCGCGGGCGGCGCGCCGACGGUCGCCUUCGUGGACACGGCCCUCCAGCGGGUCUCGAGGACGCCCGAGAACCUCACGCGCGCGGACUUUUCCGAGCGCCACCGCGCGCUCGCGCGCGCGGUAGCGGCGCCGCUCGUCGAGAGCAUGUUCUGGAACGGCGGCACGUUCCGGGACGAAGCGGAGCAGCGCAGGGCCGCGGCGUUCCUGAACGCCUACCUGGCGCCGGCGCUCCGCGUCGCCCUCGAUGCCAUGAUGGGACCCGCGUCCUGGAAGGGCUUUGGGCAUUACGGCGCGGCCUACCACGAGUGGGUCGCCGCGACGGUCUUCUACGCGCUCGUCGCGCCCGCGGCGGAGCGAGAGCACGGGGCGGCGGAGGCGGAAGCGGCCCCCGCGGCGGCGCCCGCGGCGGCGGCGCCGCGGGCCUGCGGCGGCGACGGCGACGCGCUCGCGCUCUGCCACCUCGCGAACGAGGGCGCGGCGUCGUCGCUCGUCUUCGACGCGGGGCCGAACCGCGAGGCGCUCGUCGGUUCGCCCGACGGCUGGCUCCACGGCGAGGACGUGCCGGGCAAGAGCGGCUGGGUGGCCUGCGACGGCGGCGGGGCGGCAAUAUCGUUCCGCGUCGAGUGCGCGGCGGGCGACGUCGUCGUCGGCUUCCUGCAGAGCCACGACCGGCGCAUGGGCGUCGCGAACGUGACCGUGGCGCAGGGCGCGGCGGUGCGCAGUUUUUUGGUUGCGUCCUGGGACCGGCGGCCCCGGUCCGUCUACGCGACGAAGGCGCUCACGGGCCUCGCGGCCGGCGAAACCGUCGUGUCCCUCCGCGUGCUCGACCGGAACCAGCACGCGGGACCGGCGGGGAACGCGUCCUGCCCCACGUUCCUCGCCGCGCCGGACUGCUGCCACCGCGACAAGUUCAAGCUAUUGAGCCUCGCGUGCACCUAA